Messenger RNA from Candoia aspera, 3490 nucleotides. RefSeq names its product exonuclease 3'-5' domain containing 3 (gene EXD3). Bases 1 to 2871 code for a protein of 956 amino acids. Gene Ontology annotation, biological process: nucleobase-containing compound metabolic process. Lineage: Eukaryota; Metazoa; Chordata; Lepidosauria; Squamata; Candoiidae. Gene Ontology annotation, molecular function: 3'-5' exonuclease activity; nucleic acid binding. The record is from RefSeq and is a predicted model, not a curated record. The transcript has 21 exons.
AUGCUGGCGAAGUGCCAGCUCCAUGCAGUUGGCUUCUCCAGGCGCCUUUCUUUGACCCUCCGUGGUUCCUGCAGGGAAGGGCCGCCAGGUCGUGUCCCUGGAGAGGAGCUUGCGUCGCUCCUGUCUUUCGUGAGGGGGUGUGGGCUAAUCAGCGUUUUGGCAGGUUUCUGUUGUCCGCCUGCUGCAAGUGACCAAAUUCUCUCCUGCUUCCAGGAUGAGGAGGCGGCCGCCCUCUAUCCCCUGGAAGGCACCCUGCUGGACGACUACCCUCGUCAUGGCUCCAACGAGCAGGACCCUUUGCUCCAGAAUCUUCAGGUGCUCUGGGCAGGGAGAGACAUGGAGAAGCUCCAGGAAGAGAUGAGGCUGGGAUUUGCCAGCCUGCGUGACCCCCUGGCGUGGCUCAUCGGCGUGCUGGAAAGCUGUGGUGAUCGGAGAGGGCAAGGCUUGCUGUCCCGCAUUGUCCGUGAGCUGCAGGGUUGGAUGAAGGAUCGCGCGAACUGUCAGCCGUCCAGCUUAAGGCUGAAGGAGCUGCAGGCUGGCCUUUUUCCCCUGCUUGUGCGGUGCAACACCAGCCUGCUGGAGCCGCUGAUUGGCCUCUAUUGGCUCCACGCCGCCAACCGCCACCAUUUGCUGGGCUUCGUUGACCACCUCUACCACCAGGGGAAGUUCAAAGAGGCUGCUACUUUAAGCAUAAAACUGAAACUACAGCCAGACCUGGAGUUCGAGAAGAUGUGCAUUCCGUUGCUGCUUCAGGACAAAACGGAGCUCGUGGCAGCUUACGUGGAAGGCAGUCCUGAGCUGCAGCAGAGCCUCUUGCGACUCCUAGACUCGUGGUCCGUGCCAGGCUUCCAGGUCAAGGACCUUGCAAGACAGUAUCAAGCUCUGCCUGGCAAGUGGCCAGAAAAGAUCAACUGCAAGAUGAUGCAUAAAAUGGCCUUCCAAUUCCUGAACAAAUACAACCUGGACCCAGCGCUUUGUCCCAAUAUUCUCAACCAGCGAUAUCUGGGCACUUUGAAAUACCUACUCCACAAAAGAUUCAUUGAGAAAACCAUGACGCAAGAAAACUGGGCUGAUCACGUCCAGGGCAUCGUCCAGGACAGUCGGUGGCUCCAAGAGCAGCUGGUUGAACUCCUGGUCCGUUACGCUGGCCUGGGGGUUGCUGCCCAGUGGGCUCAGCGCUAUGGCCUCCUUGGGGACAGCUUGCCGAUUGGCCUGGUGGACAAGAUGGAGGAGCUCGCCGUUCUGGAGAGGGAAGACGCCUCGGAGCAGACCGCGAGUGCCUCUUGGGGCAGCGAGGAGGAGUGCUGCUAUCGGCUCCCUGUGCUGAGGGAAGACAUCCUUUUCUUAUCAACCUGGGAAGAGGUGAUGGCGUGCAAGGAGCGUGUACUCCAGCCUGGCCAGAUUGUUGGGAUUGACGUGGAGUGGCGCCCGUCGUUCAGCGCCAUUGGAGGGAAGCCGCGGGUCUCAGUUGUUCAGCUGGCAAUUUGGGGCCACGUGUUCCUCCUGGACAUGCUCCAGCUGCUCCAGCAGGGAGGACAGGAGGCGCAGUCAACCUUCUGCUGCUUCUUCCAGACUCUCCUGGCUGACCCGGCCAUUGUGAAACUAGGCAAGUGGCGCUUCAGUUUAGAGGCCCCUCCUGCUGAGGGCUAUGGGAUGUCAGGAGACCUGCGUAACCUCAUGGCAACCUGCGGCACUCUCAGAGCUGCAGAUCUGCAGCUACAUGGACUUCUGGACCUCCAGCUGGUGCACCAAAAGUUGCCCAAGCGCUCCAAGAAGAGCUGCCAGCCGCCGGACGCUUGGCAGGCAAAGGGCAAGGCCUGGGGGACCAGGCUGCCUGAGAAGGGGCUCAGCCUGCUGGUGCAGGAGGUCCUCGGCAGACCCCUGAAUAAGACAGAGCAGCUUUCCAACUGGGAGAGGAGACCCCUUCGGGAGACGCAAAUCCUCUAUGCAGCUGCUGACGCCUACUGCUUGCUGGAGGUACAUGCCAAGUUGUCGAAGGAUCCAGCUGCUUUUGGUCUGAGUGCUGAUGCAGUGGUGGUGACGCAGAAAGCAGGCCCUAAGGCGAAAGCGAGGAAGCAACGGAGGGAGCAGGAAGCACUAUCCCCUCACAAGGAGAUUCCAGCACCCGUCCUGGAAGAGGCCCCCGGCUCUUCGGUUGCUGUCUUGGUGCAAGACUUCCGCGUGGUCUGCGACAACAUGUUGCAGGGCCUGGGGAGAUACCUGCGCUGCCUUGGGGUGGAUGUCCGGGUCCUGGGGAACGACGACGAGCAUCGGAGGGCUGCUGAGAUUGCCCGGGAAGAAAACAGAGUGAUUUUAACCUCCGGCCUUCCGUUUCACUCGCUGCAGUCCCAGGUGGGCAAAGGCCGGUGUUUCUCAGUGAGCUGCUCGGAGAGGGCCCGGGAGCAGGCCCUGCAGGUCCUGAAGCACUUCAACGUCCGGGUGGCCUUGGCCGACAUUUUCAGCCGCUGCCAGGCCUGCAACUGCAGCCAGUACCUGAAGGUCUCGAAGGAGAGGAUGGUGCAGCUGAUGAAGCAGAGCGGCUGCUGGACAGGGGAUGGAGGGGGCUGUGUGGGAGAUCCUGGCCCCACCACCUGCAUGGAGUCCCAGAGCUUCAACCUGAUCCCUCGGCGGCCUAGCUACAGCCCAGGCUGGCAGUGGCUGGAAGCGGCAGGCCCGGGGGACGAGCCCACGGUGCUGCCCAACGGCGUCCGCUUGAAAGUCGAGGCCAUCCCAAUGGGUGUGCUCUCCAAGGAAGAUCCAGGCUGCUUCUAUUGCUGCAGCCGGUGCGGUAAAGUUUUCUGGGAAGGGUCCCACUUCAGCCACGUGGUCUCCCAGUUUAAGGAGGUGCUGGACCUGCCAGAAGAGAGCUGAACGGGGCCAGGGCCAGGGCCAGUAGGCUGCUGCCAAAUGGUCCCUUGGACUCUGUAUGUGCUCAGGAAUGAGGGAGGACCCCGGGGCCUUUCAGAGCACCCUUUGCAGUGGGCGGGGAUGUUGAGAGGCCACCCCAUUUUAGAAGGAUCUUUAAAAGGAUUUCCAGGACUCGGCCACAGAACCAGGGAUCUCCCAUCAGGUGGCGUCUUGGUUCGGCCACAAACCCUCUUGGCUGGAGCCAGCACAAGCGGGACAGCCCUGUGACCCUCCAGCCAUUUUCAUCUUCCCAGCCUGCCAGAAGCACAGAGAGGCCGGCACUUGGCUUCCAACUUCCCAUUUUUAUUAGGUUUUUGACAUUGGAGUGGUAUAAUCAGGAUCAGAGCCAUUGCAGGCAGGGUAGGGCCAUCUCCGCCCCACCCAUCUUCCCCUUCCCCACCCCCAGUGUGUUUGUGGGGAGGGGCUGUUGCCUCCAUCAUUAAAUGAUCAUUAGCGGUGCCCGGGGUAUGUGUGUUUCCAACAUGUCUUGUUUAAAUCUGAAUGCUGCACUGAGUGUGUGCCCCACUCGGAAUCUUUUGCGAAUGGACAGCAUAUAAGCCCCACAAAUAAAGACAUGGAAAGC